GUUAUCCUUUACAAAGGGGCACUUCCCGAAGAUGGCCGAGUGUGCACAUUUCCACUAUGAAAACGUUGACUUUGGUAACAUACAGCUCUCGCUCCCAGAGGAACAGAACGAAGUGACAAGGAAUGGCUGUGAGUCCAAGGAACUGGUGUACCUGGUGCAGAUCUCCUGUCAGGGCAGGAGCUGGAUCGUGAAGAGGAGCUAUGAGGAUUUCCGGGUGCUGGACAAACACCUCCACCUGUGCAUCUACGACCGCCGCUUCUCGCAGCUGGCCGAGCUGCCCCGCUCCGAUGCCCUGAAGGACAGCCCCGAGCUGGUCACCCAGAUGCUGAUGGCUUACCUGGCUCGGCUCUCCAACAUCGCAGGCAACAAGAUCAACUGUGGCCCUGCCCUCACAUGGAUGGAGAUUGAUAACAAGGGGAAUCACCUGCUGGUCCAUGAGGAAUCGUCCAUUAAUGUCCCUGCUAUUGCUGCUGCCCAUGUCAUUAAGAGAUACAUUGCUCAAGCAGCAGAUGAACUGUCCUUUGAGGUGGGGGACAUCGUGUCUGUCAUUGACAUGCCACCAAAGGAGCUGACCUCAUGGUGGAGAGGAAAACAUGGGUUCCAGGUUGGAUUCUUUCCCAGUGAAUGUGUUGAACUCAUCAACGACAAAGUCCCUCAGUCCGUGACCAAUUCGGUGCCAAAGCCAGUGUCAAAGAAGCACGGGAAGCUUAUCACCUUCCUCCGGACAUUCAUGAAGUCACGCCCAACGAAGCAGAAACUGAAACAGCGGGGGAUCCUCAAGGAAAGGGUGUUUGGCUGUGACCUGGGGGAGCACCUGCUCAACUCUGGCCAUGAUGUGCCCCAGGUCCUCAAGAGCUGCACUGAGUUCAUCGAGAAGCACGGCAUUGUGGAUGGGAUAUACCGGCUUUCUGGGAUCGCCUCCAACAUCCAGAAACUCCGCCACGAGUUUGACUCGGAGCAGAUUCCUGACCUGACCAAGGACAUUUACAUCCAGGACAUCCACUGUGUGGGCUCCCUGUGCAAGCUGUACUUCCGUGAGCUCCCCAACCCCCUGCUCACCUACCAGCUCUACGAGAAGUUCUCAGAUGCUGUUUCUGCUGCUACAGAUGAGGAGAGGCUGGUUAAGAUCCACGAUGUGAUCCAGCAGCUGCCCCCUCCCCACUACAGGACACUGGAGUUCCUAAUGAGACACUUGGCUCGUCUGGCUGAUUAUUGCUCCAUCACAAAUAUGCACACCAAGAACUUGGCCAUUGUCUGGGCUCCAAACCUCCUCAGGUCCAAGCAGAUCGAGUCUGCCUGCUUCAGCGGCACUGCCGCCUUCAUGGAGGUGCGGAUCCAGUCGGUGGUGGUGGAGUUCAUCCUGAACCACGUGGAUGUGCUCUUCAGCUCCAAGCUCAGCUCCGUCAUCCGCGACGGGGCAGGGCACAGCUCUUUAUCCCGGCCCAAGUCUCUGCUGGUGUCCUCCCCCUCCACGAAGCUGCUCACACUGGAGGAGGCUCAGGCACGGACACAGGCCCAGAUCAACUCUCCCAUUGUGGCAGACAGCAAGUACAUCGAAGUGGGAGAAGGCCCAGCAGCUUUGCAGGGGAAAUUCCACACAGUCAUUGACUUCCCUUCUGAAAGGAAAAGGCCUCCAAGCAAGAUGAAGAAGUCUCCAGUGGGGAGCUGGCGUUCCUUCUUCAACCUGGGAAAAUCCUCCUCUGUGUCCAAGCGCAAACUGCAGCGCAACCCCAGCGAGCCCUCGGAAAUGAAAGCCAUAGCCCUGGCAGGAGGACGAGGAGACAGCGGGACGCUCCGCUCGGCCAAGAGUGAAGAGUCCCUCACCUCCCUGCAUGCUGUGGAUGGUGAAUCCAAACUGUUUCGGCCCAGAAGGCCCAGGUCCAGCAGCGAUGCCCUGUCUGCCUCCUUCAAUGGGGAUCUCCUGGGGAACAUGAACCGCUGCAACUCCUAUGACAACCUCCCCCAUGAUGACAGUGACGGGGACGAGGGGCUCAUCCACGUCCCUGCCCUCAUCUCUCCCCGCUCCUCGGAGGAUGUGGACCUCAGCCCGCCGGACAUCGGUGUCGCCAGCCUGGACUUUGACCCCAUGUCCUUCCAGUGCAGCCCCCCCCAGGCAGAGUCCGAGUGCCUGGACAGCAGCACCUCCCUGAUGGAGUCCAUCGAUACUAAUAAGGAGAAGCCGAGCCUGCUCAAGAAGGAUUUAGAAUCAGGCAGCCAGUCCCAGACCCCAGGCAGUGCCACGAGCUCUGAACCAGUGUCCCCUUUCCAGGAGAAGAUGAGUCCCUUCUUUACACUGGACCUGAGCCCCACAGAAGAGCAGCCCUGCAAACCCCCCAGCUUCUCACCCAAGACAGCCCGAAAACCCAUCAAAUCUCCACCACUGAGCACAGAACCCACCUCCUUUGUGCUGCCCAGCCGUGUGCCAGAGGCCAUGGGAGGAGUGCCCACCAUAUCCAGGAACUCCUCUGCUUCCAGCUGGAGCAAAGAGAUUGGCAUCACUGAGAUCACAAACAGGUCCCCAACUCAGAUGUCCUUGCCCCUGAAAAACAGUGAAACAGGAACAGGGGAAGGAGCCCACCAAGAGCUGCAGCAUCCCCAGCUAGUGGCUGCUUGUAAAGCAGAGUUUCCAGAAGAAGGGGAGAGAGCCAUGCCAAGCAGUCAGACUAAGACUGUACCCAGUGGACACACCCAGCCAGGAGCAGUUGCCCUCGACUCCCCCCAGGAUCCUGUUCCUGUCAGUUCUGUGUCUCUUAUCCCUCCUCCUCCUCCGAAAAACGCAGCGCGCAUGCUGGCCCUAGCGUUAGCCGAGUCCGCACAGCAAGCAUCCGCCCAGUCCCACAAAAGGCCAGGAGAUGCUCAUGCUGAAAGCACAAAUUAUGGAGAGGCUGAAGCUGGCACAGCUUUAGAAAAACUCCAUCUCUCUGCGGGUGCUCCCGACAAGCUCCACCUGUUCACUGCUCUGCCCGAGAACCGCCUGCACUUCCAGCCCGGGGCACCUUUAGAGCAGGACUGCCAAGCCGGGGAGCAGAACCACCCGCCCGGCGCACCUGGAGGCCAGGAGGCCCCGCCUCUCCACACCGGCGUGCCCGGGGACACACCUGGCAGCAGGGAUGUGGAGCAGGAGCAGUGCAGCUUCCACCCCGGCAGAGCGGGGGACAAGGAGCCCUUGGCGGCCCUCGCGGGGGACUGGGAGCACGCGGCCCUCCACGGCCCAGGGGCGCUGCCGGAGCAGGAGCUGCCCGGCACGGAGGCGGCUGUGGAGCAGCCCCAGCUGCGCGUGGGCCCGGCUGGGGACAAGCUGCACGCUCCCUGCGCGGCCGAGGACAAGCUGCAGUCUCCCUCCGUGGGUCCAGCCGGGGACAAGGGUGCUCCGGCCGCGGUGCCGUACCUGAGCACCCUCCCCAGCACGGCCGCCGAGCCCCGCGCCCCGCCCGGGGCCGCCCCCCAGGCAGAUGGCACCGUCCCGCGCACGGUCACGGCCCCAGCACAGAGACAGGAGCACCAGGCAGCCGUGGGACAGGUGCCAGCGGCCAAAGCACCCAGCGGCUCUGGGCAGAUGUGGAGCACUGCUGCACCUGAAAAGCCUCCGGAAUCCGCGCCUGGCUUUGUCUCUGAGAGCAGUUCCAGUGCCCGUGGCUCCUCUUCCAUGCCCACAGGCCACCAGAGCCACUUGGAAAAGCCUCGGGAGAGCAUGAGGGCCCCCCCGCUGCACCUGCGCUCCGAAUCAGUCCCUGCUCCCUCCUCCUACAGCUUCACCCCGCCCGUGCCACCCGUGAGGACGCUGGAGAGCAAGAUCGCAGCGGCCAUGCACUCUAACAACACGGACACCAUCAACAACUCCAACUACCACUCCUUCCUGGCCUCCUCUAUGCUGGCCUCUUCUGUGGAGGAGGCGCUGCUGCCGCCGCCGCCACCGCCGCCUCCCAAGCACUCAUCGCUGCAGCCGGUGUACGUGCCGCACCCCAAGCCGGAGAGCCUUCCCGAGCCCCUGGGGCCUGACAGCUACCCGCACGCCAAGCACCAGUACCGGCCUGAGAGCGUCCCUGCCCACGGCUACCACAGCAAGGCCGAGCAGCACCAGCCCUACCCGCCCCGCCCGGAGCCACCCGUGGCCGCAGGCGCACGCUACGGCUCCUAUGGCACGCAGGGCAAGGGCUCUGCUACGGGCCUGCACCCCAAGCCCCGCGGCCGCACUGACUUCGUGUCCUCUGUGAGCCCCACGGGGCUGCGGGGCACUGGCUACGCCGAGGAGGCCCCCCCGUACCCCACCAUCCGCAGGGUGCAGUCGCUGCACGUGCCCAGCCCUGCCGCCGCCGCCGCCAUCCGCUCCGUGCCCAUCUCCCGCACAGAGGUGCCCCCGGACGACGAGCCCAUGUACUGCCCACGCCCCCUCUACCAGUACAAGCCGUAUCAGCCCCACUCUGACUACCACGUCACGCAGCUCCAGCCUUACUUUGAGAACGGGCGGGUCCAUUAUCGCUACAGUCCCUACUCCAGCUCCUCCGGCUCCCCCUACUACGCCGCGGCCGACGGGAGCUUCUAUGACCUGGAUCCCUACAGCACCGUGCGGGUCCGGCCCUUUCACGGCCUGCCCAGCCGCGAGUUCGGCCCCUACACAUCCCGGCUGCAGGGCAAGGGGCUGUACCGCUACCCCAGCCUGGCUGCCUACCCCCGGGCAGGGCUCAUCAAUCACCUGGGCAAAGAGCACAGCUUCGUGAGCAGGGACGUGCCCCCCGCUCCGGACAUCAAGCACAUGUACAUGUCCUGGGACCUGGAGGACAUGGAGAAGUACCGCAUGCAGUCCAUCCGCCGCGAGAGCCGCACGCGCCAGAAGGUCAAAGGGCCCCUCAUGUCCCAGUAUGACAACGUGGCCCCGCUGCUGCAGGACGAGCUGGGGGGUCUUGACGCCAUCCACCUGCGCAGCAAAUCGGAUCCUGGCAAGAGCGGCCUGCUCACGGUGGCAGAAGGGAAGGAGGGCAGGUACCCAGCCAAGGCAGCCACACCCGAAGGGGAUGAGCGUUACUACGGGCAGCACACGGAGCCUGAGCUGGACAGAGCCCACUACCACGGCGGGGGCUAUGGGAACGGGCAGCCGGAGAAGCCGUCCCUGCCCCAGAAGCAGAGCAGCAUCCGGAACAGGAAGAUGCACGAGCCAGGUGGCGGUAGCAGCGAGCACAGGACGCAUUUGCAGCAGGACGCGAACCACAGGCAGCCUUCCGAACCCAAAAAUGGGCCCCCCUAUCCUGAGUACAGGCCCAAGGGUGGCCCAGAGCCCUCUGAGCCCAUGGGCUACCAGCACUCGGGCAGCAAGUACAUCCCAGCCAGCCAGGAGACGCUGAGGCUGAACCACAAGGAAGGGAGGCUGGCAGAGGACAGGCCAGACCUGGAGAGGCCCCGAGGCAGAGCGUCCAUGGAGAAGCACUCCAGAGACUGCUACAAGGAGGAGGAACACGCUGCCCCUCCUGUGGCACCACCACCCAAGCCCGAGCGGAGCCACAGCCUCCGGAUGCGGGAGCACCCCGAGCCCAUGGAGAGGGACUCUGCCCUGCUGUACCCCUACCAAACCCUGGGCAAGCGCCAAAGCACGAUGACUGUGGUGUCCCAGUACGAUAAUCUGGAGGAUUACCACACCCUGCCUCAGCACCAAAGAGGGGGCUAUGCUGGGGCAGGGGGCUUCAUGCCCCCCGGCUUCCCCCACGUGCACAGCAGAACUUACGCCACGGCACUGGGGCAGGGAGCCUUCCUCCCCACAGAGCUGUGUCUGCAGAGGCCUGAGACAGAGGUGCAUGUCGAGUGA
Pseudopodoces humilis (Tibetan ground-tit) is the source of this 5797-nucleotide messenger RNA. RefSeq names its product Rho GTPase activating protein 32 (gene ARHGAP32). Gene Ontology annotation, biological process: small GTPase-mediated signal transduction. Lineage: Eukaryota; Metazoa; Chordata; Aves; Passeriformes; Paridae. Gene Ontology annotation, cellular component: actin cytoskeleton; fibrillar center; nucleoplasm. The record is from RefSeq and is a predicted model, not a curated record. Gene Ontology annotation, molecular function: GTPase activator activity; protein binding; phosphatidylinositol phosphate binding.